AUGCCUGAAUCACAAGAAGCGGAUGAGCGACGGCCUCUACUCAAUGACGCCUCCCAUUACGGACAAAAUGACCUCGAAGAACAAGGCAGAAGUACAAAUGGACACAAUGGCAGCAGCGACGAGAAGCUGACUUGGAAAGGAUGGACUGCGGAGAAGCUUGAGGCGCCUUCUACGCAUAAGGCUAUCAUCACGUUGAUUGCAAUUGAUGCAUGCUGCGUACUUGCAGACCUGACCUACACCUUCCUCUCUCCCGAACGAGAAUGCGAUUGUCUUAAUCCGAACUCCUCUUCAUUUCAACUACUGGCUUCCAUCCUUAACAAUACAAAUUUCUUAACGACUAUUGAAGGAGAAGGAGAGCCUAUAUGGCUAACAGUCCUCGCGCACAUCUCACUCGCCAUCACCACCCUCUUCCUCCUCGAAAUCCCGCUCACGCUCUGGUGCUUUGGUCUUAAUUACUAUAAUCCUUUACCCAAGGAGGAAGGGAGGGAAAGGGAGACGAAUCCAUAUGCAAGCCUCCACCUCUUCGAUGCACUCGUCAUCCUCACAACCUUCAUCCUCGAAGUUGUACUCCGCGGACGCGAAGCAGAACUGGCAGGAUUACUCGUCUUACUUCGUUUGUGGCGGAUAGUCAAACUCGUCGGAGGUCUAGCAGUAGGCGCAGGCGAACUCCAAGAGGAGCUGUCCAACGAACUCGCAGAGACCCAGCAGUUCCUCCACUCCUCACGUCUCCGCACUCAAGAACUCGAGAACGAGAACACUCAACUCCGUGCACGCCUUGCGAAUAUCCUAGGAACUGAUCCAUCGUCCUUCACAUGAUUUUUUUAUUAAUAACAGUGUGCUUACAUCUUUCCUACCUCUGUAUCUGUAACACACCAGAAGCCG
Messenger RNA from Fomitiporia mediterranea MF3/22, 882 nucleotides. RefSeq lists its product as uncharacterized. Bases 1 to 816 code for a protein of 271 amino acids. Gene Ontology annotation, cellular component: plasma membrane. The transcript has 3 exons. Lineage: Eukaryota; Fungi; Basidiomycota; Agaricomycetes; Hymenochaetales; Hymenochaetaceae. Gene Ontology annotation, biological process: proton transmembrane transport. Gene Ontology annotation, molecular function: voltage-gated proton channel activity. The record is from RefSeq and is a predicted model, not a curated record.